CAUUGUUACAAUUAAAAAAUCAUGUAACCUGGAAACGUCAAUUGUUUUUAAACAAACAUAUUGAUUCUUUAUGCUGAAUGCAUUGGAAGCAGGGACAAUUGGCAGAUCUGCUUUGUGCUAAAUGCAUUGGUAGCACAGGCCCAACAAUAUGAUACAUAACCUCAAACAUAGUGUUGGCGGGUUCUCUCAACAAUCUAACAAAGAGAAAGGGCACUUGCGAAUGCCAGAAGUCUCAACCUUCAGAAGAAUAAUGAAUUGGAGGGGCCCGAGGUUGAAGUGGGGUUGCAUGGAAUGGAGCCUUGCGGUAGCUGGGCUCGUCGCAAUAGUCGUUACAGUAGCAGUGAUGAAGGAUUCCAAGCAAGUCGAAGACACUGUGCAAGCAUGGCAAGGAGAGGAAGCUCCCCUGCUCCCUCUCGUGGUAAAUCUGACUCUUGUUGAGGCUGCAGCAUCUAAAGGAGCAUUUUGCUUAGAUGGAACACUACCAGGUUACCAUCUAGAUCAAGGUUUUGGUUCAGGAUCAAAUAGUUGGCUGAUUCACCUUGAGGGUGGAGGAUGGUGCAACAAUUUAGCAUCAUGUUCUAUGCGUAAGAGGACUCAUUUGGGAUCAUCGCUCCACAUGGAAAAACAAAUCGUGUUUUCAGGCAUUUUAAGCAACAAACCUUUUGAAAAUCCAGAUUUUUAUAAUUGGAACAGAGUCAAAGUUCGAUAUUGUGAUGGGGCCUCAUAUUCUGGAGAUGUAGAAGAUGUAAAUCAGGAAUACAAAAUUUUUUUUAGAGGUCAAAGAAUUUGGAAAGCUGUCAUGGAGGAUCUCUUGGCCAAGGGUAUGGAUAAAGCUAAUCAGGGUCUCCUUUCAGGAUGCUCUGCUGGUGGAUUAGCAUCAUUUCUACAUUGUGAUAAUUUUCGGGAGCUUUUGCCUCAACAAGCUCAAGUGAAAUGCCUUGGAGAUGGUGGAUUCUUUGUUCACAAGAAGGACAUAUCAGGAGCAGGCCGCAUAGAAUCUUUCUAUAACGAGGUGGUAACAAUGCAGGGAGUAAAUAAACACUUACCAAAGUUAUGUACCUCACAGAUGGAUCCAAGAAGGUGUAUAUUUCCACAAUAUUUUCUGCAUCACAUAGGUACACCAUUUUUUAUUCUAAAUCCAGCAUAUGAUUAUUGGCAGAUCCAAAAUAUUCUGGCACCAGACAUAGCUGAUCCCCAGGGACUUUGGCAGAAAUGCAAGCAGAACAUUAAAAGUUGUACCAAAACACAAUUGUCAACAUUGCAAGAUUUCAGGAUUGAAAUGCUUAAUGCGAUGAAAGAGUUUAAGGGCUCAAAAACUCAAGGCAUGUUUAUCAACUCGUGCUUUAUCCAUUGUCAAUCUGAGAUGCAACAAACAUGGUUUUCACAAGAUUCUCCAAGAUUACAUAACAAGACUAUUGCAGAAGCUGUAGGAGAUUGGUAUUUUGAUCGAACACCAAGACAGUAUAUAGAUUGUGCAUACCCAUGUGAUUCAACUUGUUAUAACGUUAUUCGUGAGAGAUAGAAUAAUAUGCAUUCUUUUCUGGAACAAAUAUGUCAAACUAGUGAUUACUCAGAAAUCUAAAAUAUGCAGUAGACUAUAACUAAAGUGCAUCUGAUAAAAACAAGUCCAUGAAGUUUCAAUAAUUGGCAAAUCUUUUAGUGAAAAUGGUUAAUAUUCAAACUAUUAUUGAUUAAUAUUCUGAUGCUUGUGGUCGAUGUCUCCAUUUGAGGUUAAACACAAGUAGUUUAUGUGAUGGAGAGUGCACAAUAUUUGGAACAGUCUUAAGUUAUUAUUAUAAAAUUGAAUUCAUUCACUUAGUGAUAAUUGAUCGACACCAUUUCCAUUGGGUUACUGCAAGGAAUAACAAAGAUUGACAAUGAACGACUAGUGAGUACCUGGUUGGCUGCUAGUGUCUAGUAGCCAUUUAUAGAAUAUUCUACCCAAAUACUACAUGAUGCAAUGAAAAUUGCUGUGAAUGUGAUACACUUGUACAAAAACUUUGUGAAGUAGAAGUUUUGAAGCAUUUUUUUU
Molecule: messenger RNA, 2032 nt
Organism: Cryptomeria japonica (Japanese cedar)
Lineage: Eukaryota; Viridiplantae; Streptophyta; Pinopsida; Cupressales; Cupressaceae
Product: pectin acetylesterase 8
Exons: 13
Coding region: 149-1522 (457 amino acids)
Biological process (GO): cell wall organization
Cellular component (GO): plant-type cell wall
Molecular function (GO): pectin acetylesterase activity
Source: RefSeq, a predicted model, not a curated record